GCGUUGUGACGGUCUAUCUCGCGAGGUUUCCGCUCUCAACGCGUGUACCCUUUCUUGACGCCGUGUGCUGCGCGCUUUACCAGUUGCUGCUAUUAGGAAGAUGGCCGACGACUUCGGGAACGGUGAUGGCAUGGAUCUGCCGGUGGGCAAGGAUGCAGUAAAUCGUCUCAUCCAGGAGAACAGUGACAUUUUCUCUGACACACAUUGUAAAGUAUGCAGUGCCGUCUUGAUCUCGGAGUCCCAGAAGCUUGCUCAUUACCAGAGCAAGAAGCAUGCCAAUAAAUAUCGCCGGUACAUGUCCAUUCACCAAGGAGAAGAUUUUACCCCAGCAAAAAAGAUGAAAGCGGAUGAUACUGAGCAGACUCCCAGUGAGGAAGUGGAUACGAAUACAAAAUACAAAUGCUGCUCGGUCUGCAACAUGACCUUUUCAUCUCCAGUGGUGGCCGACUCUCACUAUAAUGGCAAAAUACAUUCAAAGAAUCUGAAACUGAAGGAGCAGGGUGGAGUGCCCCAAGUUAUGCCUCGAGUUGCCAAGCCCAUACCAGUACCCCCAGGAACGCCAGAUAAAUCGGACCCUAACAAGUUUUGCCAGCUUUGCAACGCUACCUUCAAUAAUCCUCAUAUGGCGGAGCAACAUUACAAGGGCAAGAAACACGAGAAGCAGGAGACUAAAAACAAGCUCAUGAGUAUUUAUAGCCGCUCUGGGAAAAUGAUACCGCAAUCUACACCCCUCAAUCCACAAACGCCAGGCUCUGGAGCAACCGGAAACUGGUUCCGCUGUGAUCCAUGCAAUGUUGUUCUGAAUUCUAUAGAGCAGUAUCAGGCUCACAUCAGUGGAUCCAAACACAAGAACAAUUCAAACUCCAUGGUAACCACACUUUCGGAAAGCCUGACGCCUCCACCCACUCGGAAGUCAUAUGGCGGUGCUUUGUCAUCCAAUUUCCAGCCGUCCUCAGAGGCCCACUCCACAGUUCCUGCCUUUUCAUUGCCUGCAGGUGGACUUUCGUCUUCUGGGGGUUACUCGUCGAUACCUGGCAAUUUCUCCUCAUACUCGCGUGGUCUGUCAAGUGCACGGCGCACAGCUUCUGGCGAGGGUCUGCUUCCAUUACCCUCCUAUGCUCCAGAGACCAGUGAUGGCUACAAUUAUUUCAGUCAAGGCUAUUAGACCAUGUUCCCAGGGUGGUUGGUUCAGUUGAGGCGCAGUAAGGGUGAGUACACACGCACACUACAGAUUGGUUGCAGAAGUUUCUACAACUGUGCCAUUCGUCUGAAUGGGACUUGCAGAAAUUCAUGUGUGCGCUGCUGAAACCUCCCCACAAGUGAAUCCACCCGAACAAGCCAGAAAUGUUAGUGACUGUGAUGUUUCUGUUUUUGUUUUUUUAAGUUUUCUCCUAUCCUUAGCAACUUCUGGAAACUGGUUAGACUGUUGGCAAUGCUUACCCUUACACCACAGCGUAACUAGCGAUAACAUUUUUUUGAUGGAUCUUCCGGGAAAGGGGAAGAAUGCCGUGUAACUUGCCAGCCAUCUUGUGUUUGUCAUUUGAAGUUCUUAAAGAAGAAGGGAAAAAAAAAAAAAAGCCUCAGCUCC
This is a messenger RNA of Bufo gargarizans (Asiatic toad), 1588 nucleotides long. It is a transcript of the gene ZNF346, whose product is annotated as zinc finger protein 346. The transcript is spliced from 7 exons. Lineage: Eukaryota; Metazoa; Chordata; Amphibia; Anura; Bufonidae. The record is from RefSeq and is a predicted model, not a curated record. Gene Ontology annotation, molecular function: double-stranded RNA binding; zinc ion binding. Bases 101 to 1165 code for a protein of 354 amino acids.